Molecule: messenger RNA, 4614 nt
Organism: Rattus norvegicus (Norway rat)
Lineage: Eukaryota; Metazoa; Chordata; Mammalia; Rodentia; Muridae
Source: RefSeq, a predicted model, not a curated record
UUAACUCGAUUCGGAUCCAGUGAGGUGGCUAAUUAUGACAACCGUUGGGUUCUACUAACAAAUCACUAGGUGUUCCACCUAAACAGACGGAUCACCAACCGCAUUAACAAGAUGCAGUACCUCCCUCAGGGUGGGAUGAAGAACCUGGCUGGAGAGGGGAGGAGUCAGCACACUAAUCCUGGUCACUCUAACUCCACCCAAGAAGGUGUCAUGGAUGUUCUGCGCCCACAGCUUGUAACAUUCGAUGGUCGGAAUUAUAGAAAGAAUCCUGUCCAGGAAAAGCAGCCCCAACAUGAAGAGGAGGAGGAUUUCUAUCAAGACUCCAUGGAGUACUCGGAUGAGCCCUGCGGUGCCUAUGAGGUGGAGCAGACCCCUCAUGGAUUCCGGGCCACCGUCAGUGCCCCUAGCCUGCUCUACAAGCACAUAGUUGGAAAGAGAGGCGAUACCAAGAAGAAAAUAGAAGUGGAGACUAAAACAUCUAUUAACAUUCCUAAACUCGGCCAUGAGGGAGAAAUCGUGAUCACUGGUCAUCAUCGAAAUGGUGUAGUUUCCGCGCGAACUCGGAUCGAUGUCCUCCUGGACACGUUCAGGAGGAGGCAGCCUUUCACUCACUUCCUCUCCUUCUUCCUCAAUGAAGUUGAAGUCCAGGAACGGUUUCUGGAGUUCCAGGCGGAAGUACUGAAGAAGUGUUCCAAGGAUCGUGGGGUUGACAGCACCAUUUUUCAGAAUCCCAAAAAGCUUCACCUAACUAUUGGCAUGUUGGUACUCCUAAGUGAACAAGAGAUCCAGCAGACCUGUGAGAUCCUGCAGCGCUGUAAGGAGGAAUUCAUUAAUGACAUUUCCGGAGGCAAACCCCUGGAAGUAGAGAUGGCAGGGAUCGAAUACAUGAAUGACGACCCUGCUAUGGUGGAUGUUCUUUAUGCCAAAGUCCACAUGAAAGACGGCUCCAACAGAUCCUUAGGUCCUCAUGUGCAGAUGAAGGUUUGCGGAUGGAAAAAAACGAGACCAUAGAACUGAGUUCUUUUGAAGACAGUCCUCACACUGGAUCUGACUCCUCAGUGAUGGAGAGCUCAGGUCUCAGCGGCCAGCUCAUCAGAACGUUCCCCACAAAGCCAGCCCUACACGUUUGCUGUACUUCUUGUCAAAGCUUCGUGAAUUAAAUGGCAGACUGACACUGAGUCCACUAAUGUGAUCAACCAAGAAUGUUUCUGAGUCAUUCCCAUCUCCUCUGCUGCUCUACUGUGAGCUUUAUUGUCCAUUUCCCCAUAGGAAUAGCAGCUGUUAUGUCAGGAUGUGUCACUCCCCCCUUCCCAGAUGUACACUGUUUAAGACUGUAUUCUAAAGCUCAGGUUUAAGUCAACUUACAGACCUUCUGAAAUGUCUCCUUCGUGCGAGGAAAUUUAGAGGGUUGGCUAAUUGAUAUGGGAGUAAGACAUGGCUCCUUUUAAAGUGUGUGUGCCUGUGUCUAUGUGUGAUGUGUGUGUGCCUGUGUAUGAUGUGUGAUAUGUAUGUGUGUGUCUGUCUGUCUGUCUGUACGUGAGAUGUGUGUCUAUGUGUGAUGUGUGUGUGUCUGUACUAUGUAUGAUGUGUGGUGUGCGUGUGUGUGUGUGUGUGUGUGUGUGUGUGCGUGUGUGUGUCUUUGUGUGAGAUGUGGGUGUGGGGGGGGGUGCAGAGGAUUUCUUUCUUUUUCUGUUGUUCUCUACCUCAUUUCUUAAUUAAUUUGCUUUUGAGACAGGGUCUCUCACUGAAACUGAAGCCCAUAAGGAGGUUUCAGGCUAGAAAGGGCUACAUAGUAAGACUGGUUUUUAUUCUGUUUUUGCUUUGUUUUUGUUUAGUAAGGUUGUUUGUAUAAAGUUAAUAUAAUAAUUACAGUUAUUAACCAACAGAAAACAUCACUUGAAAGCUAAAAUCUGUGUUCUCAUUAUAGCAACAAAAAUUACAAGAUAAUUAGGAAUAAAUAUGACAAAGCCCUUGUAAGACUUUUUUGCAGGAAAUUGUAGCAUAUAAAAGAUUGUGUGUUCAAUAAUAGAUGCUGCCUUAGUCCAUGGCCUUUUGCUGUGAGCAGACGCUGUGACCACAGCAACUCAUAAGGACAGUAUUUCAUUGGGGCUGGCUUACAGGUUCAGAGGUCCAGUCCAUCAUCAUCAUGAUUGGGGGAGCAUGGUGGCACGCAGCUGAGAGCUUUACAUCCUGAUCUGAAGGCAGCAGAAAGGAAGAGCCAUUGGGACUGGGUUGGGCCUCUGAAACCUCAAAGCCGACCCUCAGAGACAUUCUUCUCUAACAAGGCCACACCUCGAAAUCCCUCUCAAAUAGUACCUCUCCCUAAUGACCAAGAAUCCAAACCACUCAGCCUAUGGGGGGGUCAUACCUAUUCAAACCACCACAGAUGCCAUUUAAAAGCAUUUGUGGUUAAUUCUGUCAGAAUUUUAUUCAACAUUUUUUGGUCAUGUCCUUUCCACAUUCCUCACCCUUACUCCUCUAUAUAUGUGUGCCUGGUGUCCUUAGAGACCAGAAGUCAGAUCCCCUAGGACUGGAGUUAGAGAUGAUUGUGAGCUGGGAACGGGAAUUGAACCUGGAUCCUCUGAAAAGCAGCAGUGUUCUUAAUCUCUGAGCUAAAUUUCCAGCACACCCCACUUUCUCAAAAAUAACCCAGUAGGUCCAGUUUAUGCUACCCAUAGACCCCCAGGUGUAGGGCUAUCUUCUGGAGCAUGGUCAACGUGUUGGUAGCUACACCAUUCCAAGAGCUCUGACUCUCCCUUCCCCAGGGACCAUCAGCUGUUCAGGGCUCCUCAGUUAGGGCUGGGACUCCUGAACCCUUCCCCCUUCAUGCUAGAAUGGGACUGACUGGGUCUUGUACAGACACCACUCUUUAAAGAUGCCAUUUUGCGGGGUUGGGGAUUUGGCUCAGCGGUAGAGUGCUUGCCUAGCAACCGCAAGGCCCUGGGUUCGGUCCCCAGCUCCGAAAAAAAGAAAAGAAAAAAAAAAGAUGCCAUUUUGCUCCCCAUAGCUUUAUAUGCAUUUAAAGCAAGUCAUGUGCUGCACACAUAACUGAAAGGGAGAGCCAGGAGCAGGAGCCAUUGCUGUAGGAACAGGAGCAAGGUGUUUAGAAGCCAUUAGAGUAGUCUGGGAGAAGCAAAAUGGCCCAAAUUAGAGCAGUGGCAGUGGGAAUCAAUAAUUGGAUGCAAGAAGUAGAAUAUGCUUGAUUGGGCAAUUUUCUUAAACCAGAGGAUAGAGAGAUGACUAAGCUAGUUUAUGUCAGGAAUACAAAGGUUAUUCAGAUUAGGAAAUCUAAUAAUAUCCCUGUCAAAUUUAAAAGCAAUAUCUAAAUACAUGCUUAAAAGGAUUUUGCUGGGGACAGAGGCACACUCCUGUAUUCCCAGCACUCAGGAGGGAGGCCAAGGUAGAGUUCAAGGUCAUUCUUAGCUACAGUGUAAGUUCUAGGUCUAGACUGCAAGAGACUUUUGAAAAACCAAGACCCAAGUUAGAUCCCUAGGUCCCACUGGUGGAUGGAGAGAACCAACUUCUCGAGUUAUUCUCUGAGCUCCACACUGUGCCUACCCAUGGUCACAGGUAAAUAAACAAAUAAAAUUUAAAAACAAAGGCAAAACAGAAAAGAAGUAGAUAUAGUCUAGCUGUUGAGAACUGGCAAAUGGGAGAGUUGCAUUUGUUUGUUUUGGUGCUGAGUCCUGUGUGGCCAUUUGGAAGGGAUGGUGUUUCCCAACCCUGGAACAGCCAACAAGGCAUGGGCCUCCACAAGUGUUAUGGUUGCUAGGUGUAAGACUUGUUUGUAUAUUUUACGUUAUGUUCCUCCUUUGAGGUGAAUGUCCUCUCUGCCAAGGGUAAUCCUUGGUAGGUAAACUCCAUGGUAACCAGAGUAACUCCAUGGUAAUCAGUAACUCCAUGGUAAUCAGAGACAGCACAAGUCCAGGAGGUGAGGGUGUCUCUAUGUCCUUAACAAAAAACGGCAAACUGUAACCUUCGGGACAGGCCUUAAGGCUGUAGAAAACUCUGAGAACAUGAGUUUUAAAAUAUAUAAUUUCUCGGGCUGGAGAGUUGGCUCAGCGGUUAAGAGCACUGACUGCUCUUCCAGAGGUCCUGAGUUCAAUUCCAGCAACCACAUGAUGGUUCACAACCAUCUGUAAUGGGAUCUGAUGCCCUCUUCUGUGUGUCUGAAGACAGCUACAGUGUACUCAUAUAAAUAAAAUAAAUCUUUAAAAACAAAAACAAAAAAAAUAUAUAAUUUCUCAACUAUGCAAUAUGAAAGGAUGCAAUAUGAAUUAUAUGAGGGACUUCACAGACCUAAAAGAACAGAGGCAGCUGCACUAUGAACCAGCUUGUCAGAAAGAUACAAAGGCAGGCAGAUUCCUGAGUUCAAGGUUAGUCUGGGACAGAAUGAAUUUAGGUUGGCAUAGUGGGAAUGGUAAUCUCAGGAUGGAUCCCACCCAGCUAAACUUAUUGUUUGUGCUUACAAAGGCAGGAGGCAUGGGGUUGGGGAUUUAGCUCAGUGGUAGAGCGCUUGCCUAGGAAGCGUGAGGCCCUGGGUUCGGUCCCCAGCUCUGAAAAAAAGAACCAAAAAAAAAAACAAAAAAAAAAAAAAAAAACAAAAAAAACAAA